AUGGUGGUUAGCAAAGGGGGAAAGGAGGUGAUGGAGGCUGGGAGAAGAGGCAGCUUGUACUAUCUACUGGCAGAAGUGCAGGUUCCUAUGGCCCAAGUGAACUCAGUGACAUCAGAUGUGAGAUUGUGGCACAUGCGGUUAGGCCAUCCUGCCGAGGGCAGUAUAAAAGAGCUUGUGAGAAAGGGAGUUGUGCAGGCACAACUUGAUAAGCAACCACUACAGUGUGAAGAGUGUGUGCUUGGAAAAUCAAAGAAGCUAUCCUUUCCAAAGGGGAAGCAUCUAUCCACUCAGCCAUUAGACUAUGCCCAUAGUGACCUAUGGGGGCAUGCUCAAGUCAACUCCAUAGGAGGUGGCAAAUCCUACAUGACCAUAAUUGAUGACUUCUCAAGGAAGAUCUAG
This is a messenger RNA of Salvia splendens (bonfire salvia), 399 nucleotides long. RefSeq lists its product as uncharacterized. Lineage: Eukaryota; Viridiplantae; Streptophyta; Magnoliopsida; Lamiales; Lamiaceae. The transcript has a single exon. The record is from RefSeq and is a predicted model, not a curated record. Bases 1 to 399 code for a protein of 132 amino acids.